UGGAGACCUGGGCUGUCUGCCGUCGCCCUGGGAGUUGGCCCAAAUUUCUGUGCAUGGCACACUUAUCAUUCCCCCUUAAGUUAGACGCUGUAGAGAUUGGGGCCAUGCCAUUGAGUCUGUUGCAGGACUGGUGCAGGGGGGAACAUCUGGACACCCAGAGGUCUAUGCUCAUUCCGGGGGUUCCUGAGGACUGUGAUGAGGAUGAGUUUGAGGAGACUCUUUAGGAGGCUCUCAGGCAAAUGGGCAGGUACAGGGUCAUUGGCAGGAUGUUCAGGAGGGAGGAAAAUGCCCAAGUGUGUCUCCUGGAACUUGCCCAAGAUAUCGACUAUGCUUUGAUCCCUAAGGAAAUCCCAGGAAAGGGGGAACCUUGGAGGGUGGUGGUAAACCCUCGGAACUCGGACGGCGAAUUUCUCAAUAGACUGAACCACUUCUUAGAGGAGGAGAGGUGGACAGUAUCAGACAUGAACAGAGUUCUUAGAUCAGACAUCAAUUGCCUGGCUCCCAGAGUGGUCAUAUCCCCUGAUUUCUGGAUUUGGGCCCAGAACCUGGGGGCAGUAGUACAGCCUCUACUAGAACAGAUGUUAUUCCGGGAGCUCAGGGUGUUCUCUGGGAACACCGUGUCUGUCCCAGGGGCACUGGCCUUUGAGGCCUGGCUGGAGCACACUACGGAGGUGCUCCAAAUGUGGCAGGUGCCUGAGAGGGAGAAGAGGCGGAGGCUGAUGGAAUGCUUGAGGGGGCCUGCCCUCCAGGUGGUCAGUGGGCUCCGCGCCCACAACGCUGCCAUCACUGUGAAGGAGUGCCUGGCGGCAGUGCAACAGGUGUUUGGGCACGUGGAGAGCCGCAAAAUCACCCACGUGAAGUUUUGUAAGGCUUCUCAGGAGGUGGGAGAGAAAGUGUCUAGUUUUGUGGUCAGGUUGGAACCCCUGCUCCAAAAAGCCAUUGCAAAAAACGCAGUAUCCCGGAGGAAGGUGAAUCAGACGAGCCUGAAACAAGUCUUAAAUGGGGCGAAUCUUCCUGACAAACUUCGAGACAGGCUUAAGCUGAUGAGACAGUGGAGGAAGCCCCCCGGUUUCUUGGCCCUGGUGAAGCUGCUGCGUGAGGAGGAUGAAGCCACCAUGGGCCCUCUGAGGGAGUGUCUGGAUGAGUUGGAAGCAGGCUUCAGGUCCCCUGCCAGGGCCUGUGGUUUCCUAGCAGUGUCUUUUCCUGACCCUGGCAACAUUGUGCAGGCCGGGCCUUCCCAGAGUUCCCGGCGCAGGAGGGGCAGGGGCCGAAGGGGAGAUGUGCCAAGGGAUGGCUCUGGAAGUUUAGGAAAUUGGAAACACCACACGUUCUGCCAUAGUUGUGGAGAAAAUGGCCACAUCAGGGCAGAAUAUAGCAACGCUCCCAACCACUGCUCGGUGAGGCAGAUGAGACAGGCUGCCUUAGAGUCGGGAAAUGGCAACUGGGCUUGGGAGAAGAGCCAUCCCAAGUCCAACGACAGAUAGGCUCAGGAAGACAGGGCAGCUCUUCUUCCUGCAGGCAGAGGAGACGACAAAAGAGAUCUUGGAAGAAAAGGAAGGGGCAUUCCACGCAAAUAGCGGAGGACUUGAGUGGGGCAGAGGGGCAGGACAGUGAGGACCAGGCUAAGCCCCCUCAUCCUCCAGCAGCUGAAAGGGACCCCACCAUGAAGCCAACCUCCCCUCAGGGAGAGACAAACAUAGGACCCUGAAGAGUUACAGUGACAUAAGCAAGUGGCCACCUCACCCAGCACAUGGGGUGCUCGAGCCAUGAGCAGGGGCCCCACCAUGGCAGAGGCUGAAGGAGUUGCAGCUGAGGACUUUGGUAUGCGUCCCAAU
This is a messenger RNA of Pipistrellus kuhlii (Kuhl's pipistrelle), 1835 nucleotides long. RefSeq names its product PNMA family member 3 (gene PNMA3). The record is from RefSeq and is a predicted model, not a curated record. Lineage: Eukaryota; Metazoa; Chordata; Mammalia; Chiroptera; Vespertilionidae.